AUGUCAAUACCAGAAGGUUUUGACAUCUGGGAAGAGCACGACUUGAUCCUCGUGUCAAACCGGAAUGUAGCCCAAGAACUGCAAGGCCAUAUCGAUCGCCUGAAACCCAGAUUCGAAAAUGACCAAUUAAACACUAUUUCCUACACGAAGUUCAUGCAAACCAAGGACAAGAUCAUCAAGCUCGAAGUAGCAGAGGCUUUAGUACAGAAGACAAUGGACCUGUACCGUUGGGCGCGCAAUGAGGGCAAGAAGCAGAGACCGGCGAGUCCUGUGGAUACGGUUCCAGCAUCGGAGUCAAAGUACGCUGUUGCCAUUGGGGUGGAGGGCGAUUUGCCGGUUUCACCAUUAAGGGGCGUGUAUUUUCUUAAAAUGAUAUUGAAGGAUCAGUGGCGUAUUGUGGUCAAGCUCGAUCCACAGGAGACCAGACUCCGCAACAAUCAAUCGAUUGACAUGAUUGAUUCCUAUAUAGGUUAA
Messenger RNA from Pyrenophora tritici-repentis Pt-1C-BFP, 474 nucleotides. RefSeq lists its product as uncharacterized. The record is from RefSeq and is a predicted model, not a curated record. Lineage: Eukaryota; Fungi; Ascomycota; Dothideomycetes; Pleosporales; Pleosporaceae.